Gambusia affinis (western mosquitofish) is the source of this 1802-nucleotide messenger RNA. RefSeq names its product sialidase-4-like. Gene Ontology annotation, molecular function: exo-alpha-sialidase activity. Bases 101 to 1189 code for a protein of 362 amino acids. Gene Ontology annotation, biological process: ganglioside catabolic process; oligosaccharide catabolic process. The record is from RefSeq and is a predicted model, not a curated record. Gene Ontology annotation, cellular component: membrane; cytoplasm; lysosome. Lineage: Eukaryota; Metazoa; Chordata; Actinopteri; Cyprinodontiformes; Poeciliidae. The transcript has 2 exons.
UUCCCAAAAUGAGCAGCAAGCAGACUGUUGCUUCUUCAACACAGGAACAGAUUUUCUUACUGUUUUGGUUGUGUAACCAUUUUUCUCUCCCACAGCAUCCAUGGGCAACAUUAUAAAAAUAACCGUCUUUCAGUCAGGGAAGGGAGAAGUGUUCAGGAUUCCUGCUCUUUACUACAACAAAAAUGAGAAAAAGGUUUUUGCCUUUGCAGAGAAACGGACUUCCACCAAUGCUGCUGACUCAGUGGCGCUGGUCAUGAGGACAGGAAUAGUGACGACUGAUGCCAACAAUAUUCCGACAGUGAAGAUGAUAGAGUCUAUAGAAGUAGUAGGGUCAACAAAAAUAAACCACUCUACAUAUCAUCCCAAUAACCCCUGUGUUGUGUAUGACAAAAACACAGAGACACUGUUCCUUUUCUUCAUCUAUGUCAAUGAGACAGAGCAGAAGCAGCUAGAGGAUCAUCAGAAUGUGGCCCGUCUGCGCUACAUCAAAAAGAAGAUAAGUGACGACAAGUGGAAUGAAUUCACUGAUGUGACCGACAUGCUGCCUACUGACAGCUGGUCUACGUUUUCUGUUGGACCGGGCCACGGCAUUCAAACUGAGAAGGGCAGAAUGAUGGUUCCAGCUUAUGCUUACAAAAAGGAAAAUAACGUUCCACAUUCAUUCUACAUUUAUAGUGAUGAUAACGGAAGCACAUGGCAAUAUGGCAUGAUGCUGGGUGAACCAUCACUAGAAUGUCAGGUGGCUGAGGUUUCUGAUAACUUGUUCUACUGCAAUGCUCGCAGUCAGGGAGGCCAUCGAGUACAAGCAGAGAUUAAUAACUGUGGUUUCAACCCAAUAGAUUCUGUUACACCCCUUGUGGAAACAGGUAAAGGCUGUGAGGGGAGUGUGAUUUCCUUCCCAGCUCAGUCUGGAGAAAAAGGCACCAAGUGGCUACUUUAUUCUCAUCCAACAAAUCAAAGUGAAAGACUUGAUUUGGGAAUUUAUCUGAACAACUCUCCACUAAAUUCAAAUGGAAACUUUAGUGGAGCGUGGAGCCAACCCUUGGUCAUUAACAAGGGACCCAGUGGUUACUCUGAUCUGAUCCACAUUAAAGAUGGCUGGUUUGCAUGUCUGAUGGAGCGUGGAAAGAAAACUUCUACUGAAGAGAUAGCAUGCUUACUGUUCAGCUAUGGUGACCUCAAAUUGUAAAUGUGACUUCAAAAAAAUGUCUCAUUUUUAUUCCACUAAAAAAAAUUCUUUGCAGUGUAUUUAGUGAUGUUUGUUUACAAUAUAUUUUCAAAUGUAGGUCAUAUAAAUACAAUCAGGAGUUUCAUUUGUCAGUUUAAAAAAUACCUUUUGAAAACAACAACCUUUAAGCAGGUAUCAAACAACUUUUGACAAAUCCCAAAUUUCUGCAUUAAAAAGUUUUUUGAUCUGUUGUAAUAUUAUACUCUUAAGUUUUUAUUAGAUGUAAGCAGGAAAUCAGCAUGAUUAACAGAAAAAUUAUGACUAAAAUGCUAAAAACAUUAUAUUUUACCUUCUACAACAAUGUAUGUAAACAAGUCUCCAUAGUUACUUUGUCUUCAUUUGGUUCUUUUCAGUUUGGUUUCAUUGUAUGGGUUAUAUUUUACUCUAUGUAGUUUUAUUUUUGUUUUAUCUUGAAAUAUCUGUUUUUAAGUGAAUCCAUAUCUAAUGACAAUUUCUAUCAUGUUUGGGACAUACAACAAAAUCAAGCUAUCUAUCUUGAAAACAUCAGUGUGUGUGUAAUCUAUGAUAUGAUUAAUUAAUUAAGUUACUGAAAUAAAUGAACUUUUCAAUUAUA